CAUUACUGUAAUGGCUGCUUCCUGGGAGACGGUGUCACGUGGAACCUCUUAGCCUCAGCAUCCGGACUUCCACGAAGGGAAUAUUUCAAGUCAGAUAGAAUUUAUAUCUACUGUUUCUUUGGAACCUUCAACCAUCAAGAUCCCAACAUCAUGACCUCAGUUUCAACACAGUUGUUCUUAGUCCUCAUUUCACUGCUUUUGGUGUUGCCUGUUGUUCAAGCGGUAGAAGCUGGAGAUGCUAUCGCUCUCCUUUUAGGUGUGGUUCUCAGCAUCACAGGCAUUUGUGCUUGCUUGGGGGUGUAUGCACGAAAGAGAAAUGGACAAAUGUGACUUUAAAGGGCCUCCUGAAUCAAACCUCACUCUGAAAACCUUUGUGCUGUUGACGCUAAUCCUGAACUUUGGUGUCUGGAACUUGCCAAGAAACAGUAAAUAAGGUAGUUUCACA
Messenger RNA from Cynocephalus volans (Philippine flying lemur), 445 nucleotides. It is a transcript of the gene SMIM30, whose product is annotated as small integral membrane protein 30. NCBI's taxonomy places the organism in Eukaryota, Metazoa, Chordata, Mammalia, Dermoptera, Cynocephalidae. The transcript has 3 exons. The coding region runs from base 151 to 330 and encodes 59 amino acids. The record is from RefSeq and is a predicted model, not a curated record.